GACAGUGAGGUGACGCUGCCAGUAUAAUUCUCUACCGCUGGGGUGCCAAGUCAGCACCGACACUUCAGUAGCAAGGGCAGAGUUGGUAUUAAAAAGUGCUAGAGGGUGCUGCUGAAGAAGACGCUGAAGAGCCAGACGCUACUAUACAUACUACACUAAGUGAGGAGACCAGCAACCAAGAAGAGAGCCACAGUCAAUCAGGGGAUAAAAAUGAAGAGCAGCAGCUGGAAAGCUUAAACAGCUACAAGGUAUCACCAAGUUCACCAAACAGUUUGGACGGAGCAGACUUGUCCUCCAUUGAUGCCAUGAUGUCAGCAGUGAUGAAUGUGGGGAAGAUUGCUGAAAAUGGCGGGAACUCUCAAAAUGUCAAAUCCCCCUCAAAGUCUCCUGCGCCAAAUCGGAUUGGCAGGAGGAACCAGGAAACAAAAGAAGAGAAGUCUUCCUAUACCUGUCCUCUGUGUGAAAAGAUUUGCACUACACAGCACCAGCUAACUAUGCACAUUCGUCAGCAUAACACUGACACUGGAGGGACAGACCAUUCCUGCAGCAUCUGUGGAAAGUCUCUGAGCUCAGCGAGCUCCCUUGAUCGCCACAUGCUGGUGCACUCAGGUGAAAGGCCUUAUAAAUGUUCAGUAUGUGGACAGUCCUUCACCACCAAUGGAAACAUGCACAGGCACAUGAAGAUUCAUGAGAAGGAUCCGAACAGCACAGCAAGCACAACUCCCCCGUCGCCACUGAAGCGCAGGCGAUUAUCAUCAAAACGGAAGUUUAGUCAUGAUGCUGAGAUGGACAGAGAGGAGAGGACACCUGCAAAAAAGGUUGUCGAGGAUGGUCACUCCGGUGAAGGGGAUAAGAAGGCUGAGGAGGAAGUUUAUCAUUGUCCAGUGUGUUUCAAAGAUUUUUUUUGCAAGUAUGGGCUGGAGUCCCACAUGGAGACACAUCCAGAUAAUUCGCUGAGGUGUGACAUCUGUUGUAUUACCUUUCGUACUCAUCGGGGCUUACUGCGCCAUAAUGCAGUUAUCCACAAGCAGCUUCCCAGAGAUCCCAUGGGAAAGCCUUUCAUUCAGAACAACCCUUCGAUUCCGGCAGGCUUCCACGACUUGGGAUUCACGGACUUCUCCUGUAGGAAGUUCCCCCGCAUUUCUCAGGUCUGGUGUGAAACGAAUUUGCGAAGGUGCAUCAGUGACUUCCAUCGAUUUAUUUGCGAGACGUGUAACAAGGCAUUCCCCAUGCUUUCGGCGCUCAAACUGCACACAGAAACUCAUGUGGUGGAUCAGGGAAAAGACAAGCACAAGCCACAGUCCACGACCCCACCCAGCGAGACCCCAGACCAGAAAGCCUUCAUGGCAUCCUUGGGCCUACAGUACACCAAAGACAUCAAGCCUAUCAAGCAGGAGGACAAUACACAAGAUGAGGUCCAAGAAAUGCGGCUUAGAGCACUGAAGAGUAACCUACCUCAGGAACCCGGCAGCACCGGUCUGCUCAGCCUCUCUCCUCUGGAAGCUGCAUCUAUGGGAGGGUCAUUUUCAGUCCUUCCUCCUACAAAAGAAAACAUAAAGCUCCUCUCGCUGCAGCCUUUCCAGAAGGGUUUUAUCAUCCAGCCUGACAGCAGUAUUGUGGUAAAACCCAUCUCCAAUGAGUCUGCCAUUGAGCUGGCAGACAUUCAGCAGAUCUUGAAGAUGGCUUCUUCCGCUCCUCCUCAGAUCAGUCUUCCUCCACUUUCUAAGGCACCUUCUGUCCCUGUGCAGUCCAUUUUCAAGCAUAUGCCACCGCUGAAGCCAAAGCCUUUGGUAACGCCCCGAACAGUCGUCGCAACCUCUACACCUCCUCCUCUUAUCAGUGCCCAGCAAGCCUCCCCUGGCUGCAUCAGCCCAAGCCUCCCACCUCCCCCUCUGAGGCUGAUCAAGAAUUCGGUGGAGUCCUCCUCCAACUCUCACAUCCCCCAGCCGGGAGCCAAAUCGAGUCCUUCCUCGCAGUUGCUCCUCCAACCCAAAGUAGAGCCUUUAACUCAGCACGAGAUGAAGACGCAGCUGGAGCAGGACAGCAUCAUCGAAGCUCUCCUGCCUCUGAGUAUGGAAGCCAAGAUCAAGCAAGAGGUCACAGAAGGAGACCUCAAAGCCAUCAUAGCAGGGGCAGCGAACAAGAAAGCCCCAACCAUGAGGAAAGUUUUGUACCCCUGCCGUUUCUGUGACCAGGUGUUUGCCUUCUCUGGUGUCCUGAGAGCUCAUAUCCGUUCUCACUUGGGUAUUUCCCCAUACCAAUGCAACAUCUGUGACUACAUUGCAGCUGACAAGGCAGCGCUGAUCCGGCACCUGCGGACACACAGCGGGGAGAGGCCUUACAUCUGUAAAAUCUGCCACUACCCGUUCACAGUGAAAGCCAAUUGUGAGAGGCACCUGCGAAAGAAGCACCUCAAAGUGACCAGGAAGGAUAUAGAGAAGAACAUAGAAUAUGUCACCAGCAAUGCUGCAGAGAUGGUAGAUGCCUUCUGCUCCCCAGACACUGUGUGCAAGCUGUGUGGCGAGGACCUGAAGCAUUAUCGGGCCCUCCGCAUUCACAUGAGGACGCACAGUGGCUGCCAGAAGAAGAAGCCAUUUGAGUGCAAGGAGUGUGGCACAGCCUUUUCGGCCAAGAGAAAUUGCAUUCACCAUAUCCUCAAGCAGCACUUGCAUGUGCAAGAAAGGGAGAUUGAGAAUUACAUCUUAGUGGUGGACUGCAGUGCCCAGGAAAGCCAGACAGAUCCUCCUUUAUUGGAGGACAGCACUUAUAUGGACCGCAAGCCCAUGACACCUUUCCUGGAGCCACAAAACGGCUUCUUGCUUGGGACGUCGUCUCACGUUCCCAUCAAACUUGAACCUGCGGGCAACUUCCCGAUGGAUUUUGAUGAGCCAUUGGAUUUCUCUCAGAAGAACAAAAACCUGGGUGCUGUGCAAGUGAAGCAGGAGAACCUGUUUGGCUCUUCUGCCCUGUCCCUCUAUGACUGUUCCAUGGAGCCUAUCGACCUGUCCAUCCCCAAAGCCCUGAAGAAGGAUAAAGAUGAUGUCCCAUGUGAAGCCAGGAAUCAAGACUUGGCUGCUUCUGGGAACAGUGAUAAAGCCUACAACUGUCUGCAGUGUCCUUUGGUUUUUGGUGCCAGUGGGAACUCAGAGAAAAACAGGGCUGUCAGACAUCCCCAGCCACUGAAAGGUUCGUUGCAUUUGACUGUCCCAAUCAUUUCCCCAGCUCUUCUUGGCAAUUCUGCCUUGCUGAGACCUUUGAGGCCUAAACCACCACCGCCACCUCUCUUGCCAAAGCCUCCAGUAACUAAAGAGCUGCCACCGUUGGCUUCCAUUGCACAGAUCAUUUCAUCUGUGUCUUCUGCUCCCGCUUUGCUGAAAACGGAGGCUGCAGACACCAGUCCCAAAGCAGUGAGCAGCUCCACUGGGUGUGACAAAUCAGGGAAUGCCAAAGCAAAAGUGACAAUCGUGACCACCAUUCAGAGAGACUCCAGCCUGCCCAGUGACCUGACUCAGGCGUGUGAUCCAGAGCAGUCUCCCAUUGCCGAGGCUGGGUUGACUAAGAAAAGAGGUAGAAAGAAAGGAACAAAAAAUAAGCCUAAACUUAGCAGUGGUGUGGAUCUGGAGUCAAGUGGGGAGUUUGCCAGCAUAGAGAAGAUGCUGGCUACCACAGACACUAAUAAAUUUAGCCCGUUUCUGCAGUCCACUGACAGUUUCAAGGAAGAAAGCGGCAGAAAUGGAACAAGUGAGGAUGAGAAGGAAACUGCUGAAGAUAAGCUGCUGAGAGGGAAGAGGAACGCUUACUCAGACUGCCUGCAAAAUAUUCCCUGUCCUUACUGUCCUCGAGUCUUUCCAUGGGCAAAUUCCCUGCAGCGGCACAUGCUCACUCACACAGACAGCCAGUCUGAUGCGGAGACGCUAGCCACAGGAAACGAAGUCUUGGACCUGACCUCCUGCGAGAAGGAACAGCCAGAGGAAAUAACAGAACUACCAGAGAGUGAGUGCGGCCCCAAGGAGGAGCAAAAGGCUGACUCCCCUCCGGCAGAAGAGGAUGCCGAAGAAAAAGCGGAUGGAUACGAAGAGGGCCCUGAGGAAGAUUCUGUAAGUAACAAAAGUCUUGACCUCAAUUUUGCCAGCAAAUUAAUGGACUUCAAGCUGGCAGAGAGUGACCAGAGUGCAGGCAGGAGUUCUCAGACUGAAAGGAAACAUGCCUGUGACAUUUGUGGCAAAACCUUCAAGUUUGCUGGCACUCUUAGCCGUCACAAAAAGGCCCACUCUCGUGAGGACAGAAAGGAUGAAAGGAGCAGUGAGGAUGAAAGCAAAAGCAUUCAGGAUGAUGCAGGAGCUCCCUUGAUGCAGGACUCUGGUCUUGAGCAGGAAGAGUCUCCGAUGGACUUGAAGGUAGUGGAGUCUCCUGUGGACUGUGAGGCAACAGGAAAGGAGAAUGAAGAGAGCGAAAGCAUCUCUGAGGGGGAAGGCACAGAGAGAAAGUCCACUGAGAAGAGCAGUGAUGACAGAAAACCAAAGACUGAUGGGGCUAAGAGUACUGCAAAAGCAGACAAAAGAAAGAAAGUCUGUACUGUGUGCAACAAGCGUUUCUGGUCUCUGCAAGAUCUGACGCGACAUAUGCGGUCUCAUACAGGUGAGAGACCGUACAAGUGUCAAACCUGUGAACGGACCUUCACUCUGAAACACAGCCUGGUUCGUCACCAGCGCAUACACCAGAAAGUCAAAAAUGCCCGAAACCAUGGGAAAGAGAGCGACAGGGAAGAGACCCAGUCGAGGUGCGGAGAAGACAGCGAAAAUGAGUCUAGCCACAGUGGCACCAACCCCAUCUCAGAAAACGAGUGCGACUCCGCGGGGGGCGUCGGUAGCCAUGCGUCACUCAUGGGAAGCCGAAAAGAGUCCCUGGCUGGCACGGUCAAGGACUCCCCCUGCAGAGAGGAGAGGCCAAGCGGGCGAGGAGCCGGCACCUGCCUUGCGGAGCCCACCAAGAGUGCACAGAAACAGGCAGCGAAAGACCAGGAACCUCGGGGUAGCUCCGAGCACGAGAGGCCCUCGGGUUUCAUCCAAGACUUGCUGGAGAUGCACAACAAAAAGUCUCCCAUGAAUCACAUCCUUGCCUCUGCAGACAGCGCGCCUCAGCUCUUGGGGGUUGAAUGACUGGCUAGGAGGUUGGACCCGUCCCAGCACUCAAACUGAAGCCAGCAGAGCAAGGUUUCUGGAGUCUUUGUUUUUGGAAGAGCGAGCUACAGCUGUGGGGAGAGUAUGGCAGACUGGACGCGGUGCCAUAUGCCUUUCGGUAUAAUAAUGCAAGAGACUACAGUAUAUACUGAUUUGAGUGCCUUACUACUUUAUUAGAUCUUUUGGUAUCAUAGAUUUUUUUCAAAAAUGAUUUUUUUUUAAUAUUUUAAUGAAUUAUUUGGAGAGGACCUUUUUCAUUUAAGCAUUAAUGUUACCUUUUGUAUUGGUGUGCGUGAGCUUGUUCUUGUAUAUCUGUGAUAGUCGCUGUGUUUGUUCUCUGAGCUGGAAAUGGGGGCGGUGGGGUGGGAGGCCCUUGGAUACCACAGCCAAUAACUGGAAGAAAAAUUAUGUGAAUUUCGUAUGAAAAAGUCAGAGGAAAUGCAGAUGAGAUGUUGAUGUAUUGUUUUUUCUCAGUAGAUGUUCUUGCAUUUGCCACACGGUGGAGCAUUAAGCCUGUUCCAGGCCUGAACAACGUGGCAGUUGAAGGUGUUCAAAGUGGUUCAAGCCAAAAGCAGGAAACACAACAAAUUUCAACCUCACGCUUGUUUCCACUUUUCAGCAUUAGAAAUGGUCUUCUAAAUCCUAGGGGGGUUUUCUGGCCAUCGUGGACUGAGCGUGUGUACAGAGAAGAGUUACAUAGCAACGUAACCUAUGGAAAUUAUGCACCCGCUGUUAUAUAUGUUUGAUUUGCUUCAGUAUAUUAUUAUUAUUAUUAUUAUUUUAUUAUUAUUUUAUAAAUCCGUCAGUUCGCUUGUCUCUGCAGUCAGCAGAAACCAAUGGGCAAUAUUUGCCCACGCAGAUGUAUAACGCAGCUUGGAUCCCCUCUCGAAAUGUUUUUGACUUAACGCUCUCACCAGCUCCUCUUCUUAUGUUGCAGCUCUUCUACUGUACUUUAAAUGAAACCCUUCCUCUGACCGGAGAGUCGAUUGGAGGCCAGCGAGGUAUCACCACGCCUGUACAGGGGAACAUCUCACUCGCGGUGGGGUGCGAGUGCGUGCGUGUGGGUGCGUGUGCGUGCGUGUGUGUUGGGGGGAGAAGCGUGCGAGAACGGGGCCGUGUAAAGCCCCUCCAAGUGCAUAAGAAAGGCACUGCGAGUUCUAGAUUAAUCUUGUUGCAAACACAUCGGUGACAGCGUGUGUUACGUAAAGAGCAAAGUUAUUCCGUCUUCCAGCUGAAAGCAAGCAGGAGAGAAACGCGAGCCUUACCGUCAUCUUGCUACUGUCAUGUUCUAGAGCAAGAAAAUACUACUGGUAAAUAAAACUACAGAUAUAAGACAUGUUAAAAAUAAAUAAAAUAAAUUAAAAAAAAAUUCUUCCUGAGAUUUUGGGGUUGAUGCUUGAAGACUUGAGGUGUGUGUCUAAAUUUCAUAUCAAUACUUCGGCCCCUUUAAUGCUGGCGGCUGGAAUUUCUCCGUAUGGCUCCUGUUGCCGGCAACAGGUGACACUCCGGCCACCGACAUUGAAGGGGUUAAGCGAAAUGUAUCCUACUGUAGCUGUGCAUUUUUAGGAGUGCCCAGCAUUUUUGUUGUCCUUGUUGUUGUUGUCCUUGUUGUUGUUUGUUCAUUGUCCUUCAGUCAUGACCUCUGGGACAGACAGAGCCAUAAUAGCAUUGCCGGAGCCUCACUGUGCUAUUCCACCACCGCAGCCCCCCA
This is a messenger RNA of Pygoscelis adeliae (Adelie penguin), 6891 nucleotides long. RefSeq names its product ras responsive element binding protein 1 (gene RREB1). The transcript has 11 exons. The record is from RefSeq and is a predicted model, not a curated record. Gene Ontology annotation, molecular function: DNA-binding transcription activator activity, RNA polymerase II-specific; RNA polymerase II cis-regulatory region sequence-specific DNA binding. Gene Ontology annotation, biological process: regulation of transcription by RNA polymerase II. Lineage: Eukaryota; Metazoa; Chordata; Aves; Sphenisciformes; Spheniscidae. Bases 306 to 5159 code for a protein of 1617 amino acids. Gene Ontology annotation, cellular component: nucleus.